AUGAUAAGAGCAUCAGCUGACCCGAUCACGCGUGGAGAGAAAAAGAGGGCAUUGCUGCAAGAGAGAGAGAGAGGGACCAUGUUUGCUGCAUGGCAGGGCAGGCAGGCUGGGGGUGGGAAAAAAGAAAGGACCACCGGCCGAGAACCCAGUUCGGAACAGAUGUGCCGUGAAAAUCAGGCUGCUAGCGUUGGAGGCAGCGCUAAGGCACCUCGGCCCAGCUACCCUGUCCAGUUGCAGUUUUUGCUGUUGUGUCGGCGAUACGCAGUCUCCGAGGCCGGGGUCAUCAAUCUUGGCGCCGGCGUAUGGCCGACCUUUUGCCGGCCCAGACAGUUCUCGACCCGUCUCAACGUUCAACAUGACCGACCACAUUAUCAAAUUCUCUCUACAAUUGCUGACAAGUGUGGGUGGAAUGCAGUAGUGUCUGCCAGAAGUAUCUGGUGA
Messenger RNA from Aspergillus luchuensis, 441 nucleotides. RefSeq lists its product as uncharacterized. The transcript has a single exon. The coding region runs from base 1 to 441 and encodes 146 amino acids. The record is from RefSeq and is a predicted model, not a curated record. Lineage: Eukaryota; Fungi; Ascomycota; Eurotiomycetes; Eurotiales; Aspergillaceae.